Molecule: messenger RNA, 783 nt
Organism: Teleopsis dalmanni
Lineage: Eukaryota; Metazoa; Arthropoda; Insecta; Diptera; Diopsidae
Product: MOB kinase activator-like 2
Exons: 1
Coding region: 1-783 (260 amino acids)
Source: RefSeq, a predicted model, not a curated record
AUGGCUAGCGUCUAUAAUCAGACUGUGCUUCCGGUUUCUGCCGUGUCAGGUGUUACCCCAAAUGGGUCAACAUCACCACCCCCUGUCCUAACACCUCUUAUUCACAAUCAGCAUCAGCAGCACAUACAAAACCCGCCGCUGCCCUUGAAUAUCGAACAGCAUAGCGAAUCCACUUUGCUACCACAUCUCUUGGAACAACAGCAUCAGCAAUCGUCAAAUCAUUUGGCGUCACACGCUGCAACAUUUCAGCUGCAAUCUGCCGUACAUCGUCAGCUCUUUUCCACUGGUGAAACACCACCAACAGGUUAUAUCAAUUCCAUAAAUAGUGUUAAAACACAACAAAAUGGCGCCAUGGAUAACCAAAACUCUGAAUGUAUUUCAGCUAGGAGUAGAACAAGCUCAUCCGGCUUACAUGUCGCUAAUGGUACAUUAUUGACAAACUUCGUUAGCAAUCAUAGCGGCAGACCCAGUCCGACAGCAUCUGGCUCAUCCACCUCGGGUGGUAGCCAUUCUUCAGCACAAUCAUUACCAUCACACUCUCCGGCGUUGCAACAUCACUCCCAAUUGAGUUAUUGCACACCAGUAUUCACUGCCGCAGCUGCAACGGUUGUUGGACGCAUCGAUACCGGAGGCGUUAGUGAAGAUAGUGUGGUGGAUGUCGGCAGCAGCGGGUCUCUAACACUGCUGCACUAUCCUAACCAUCACCACCACCACCACCACCAUGCCAAUCAUCAUCAGCAUCAGCAUGACUCACACGGAUUGUUGGAUAUAUCCACUUUGUAA